Molecule: messenger RNA, 1760 nt
Organism: Spinacia oleracea (spinach)
Lineage: Eukaryota; Viridiplantae; Streptophyta; Magnoliopsida; Caryophyllales; Amaranthaceae
Product: COBRA-like protein 4
Exons: 6
Coding region: 186-1499 (437 amino acids)
Biological process (GO): cellulose microfibril organization; plant-type cell wall cellulose biosynthetic process
Cellular component (GO): plasma membrane
Source: RefSeq, a predicted model, not a curated record
CUUAGCUUACAUAAAAAUUGACACAAACACACUAGUACACAUUUCACUCUUCGAUCAUCAAAUUUUGUAGACAUUUUUGUAGUUCUUUUUAGAUUUAUAGAUCUUUAGGCAAGUCGCUACUUCAAGAACGAUUUCGUGAUCGAAGAAGCGACAUUUUUUAUAAACCAUCGUAUAGGGCUGCAGAAAUGAGAAUCCUCAUUAUACCAUUUUGCUUUGUUACAAUUCUAUCUUAUGCAGCCGCAUAUGAUCCCUUGGAUCCGAAUGGAAAUAUAACAAUUAAAUUCGAUAUCAUGUCAUGGACUCCGGACGGUUAUGUGGCAAUGGUAGCAAUAAACAAUUUCCAAAUGUACCGGCACGUAGGCGACCCGGGUUGGCAAUUGGGCUGGACAUGGGCCAAAAAGGAAGUGAUAUGGUCCAUGGUUGGGGGCCAAACCACAGAACAAGGUGAUUGUUCCAAGUUCAAAGGCAACAUACCACACUGCUGCAAAAAGACCCCAACUGUUGUAGACCUUUUACCAGGGACACCUUACAACCAACAGGUAGCCAAUUGCUGCAAGGGUGGUGUCCUUAAUUCAUGGGGUCAAGAUAAAGAGGGCUCUGUUUCUCAAUUCCAAGUCAGUGUUGGCCAGGCCGGUACAACUAAUAAGACUGUCAAGCUGCCCAAGAACUUCACUUUAUUGGGCCCCGGCCCGGGAUAUACUUGUGGGCCUGCUAAGGUUGUCCCUCCUACUAAUUUCCUCACCUCGGAUCUUCGUCGUAAAACUCAGGCCCUCAUGACAUGGAACGUAACCUGCACCUACUCACAAUUUCUGGCAAGGAAGUACCCAUCUUGCUGUGUCUCCUUGUCAUCCUUCUACAAUGAAACUAUCACCCCUUGCCCUACCUGUUCAUGCGGAUGUGACCAUAAAAAAAGUUGCGUCAAGAGUAACUCGAAAAUUCUGAGCAUGGUGGGAUUGAAUACGCGAAAGAAAGAUAACUCUCCAUUACUUCAGUGCACCCAUCACAUGUGCCCAGUUCGGGUGCACUGGCAUGUGAAAGUGAACUACAAGGACUACUGGCGCGUCAAGGUUAGCAUCACAAACUUCAACUACCGAAUGAACUACAGCCAAUGGACUCUUGUUGCUCAACACCCUAACCUCAACAAUGUCACUCAAGUAUUCAGCUUCAACUACAAGCCUCUUGUUCCCUUCGGAUCAAUAAAUGAUACAGGGAUGUUUUAUGGGACCAAGUUCUACAACGAUCUUCUGAUGGAAGCCGGACCAUUCGGGAAUGUACAGUCUGAAGUCCUGAUGCAGAAGGAUCAGAACACUUUCACCUUCAGGCAAGGUUGGGCUUUCCCUAGGAAGGUUUACUUUAAUGGAGAUGAAUGCAAGCUUCCUCCACCUGAUACAUACCCUUUUCUUCCCAAUUCAGGGCUUAAACCGUCAAUCUCAGUUUUGCCAAUCAUAUGCUCGUUUAUCCUGCUAAUCUUCGGGUUUGGGGUAUUUUCUCAAUUUUGAGCAAUGUAAACUAAAUUACUUUGAAACUUGAGUAGCGUUGGAGAUUCAGGUAAUAGAAAUUUCAUUAUAGUGUUUGAAACAAGUGCAUAAAAAAUGUGCAAUAUGUAGAGCAUUAGGUGCACGAACAAUGAUAAUCUUGGACAUACAUCAGGAUGGGAAAGUACAAGUUAGAAUUAAGUUCCAGAAUGUAGUUGGCAUUUUCGUUACAGUUGUAAGCUUUGCAAUACAAGAAAUAUAUACAGAGGACGAUCAAUACAUAAA